This is a messenger RNA of Paramormyrops kingsleyae, 14829 nucleotides long. The record is from RefSeq and is a predicted model, not a curated record. NCBI's taxonomy places the organism in Eukaryota, Metazoa, Chordata, Actinopteri, Osteoglossiformes, Mormyridae.
CACUCAGACACGCAUUCCACAGAAGCGGCGCUAGCCGAGAGUCUGUGAAGGCAGAAUCCGCAGCUCAGCCCGGCAGAGCGACACCCCAGCAGCAGCCUCUGCAGCCGGCACUGCUCGCAAACAGGCAACACCCACGACUCCCUCCCUACCUCCUUCUGCCAGGAUCCCUUGUCCCCCCUGUGGGGCUUUUGGGUGAUUUUAGAGCCGGAUUUCUAUUGAGUUUGGUGGUCGGAGACCAGCACAGCAGCCAUGGCUCAUGCGGCAUCACAGCUGAAGAAGUCCCGUGUGCUGGACAAGCAGGACGACGUUGCUAAGGCGGCCGAGGAAAAGGCUCGGCAGCGGAGGCGGCGGUCUAGGGAGCGGGCGGAACGCAAGCGCAAGUCGGACAGCAACACCAGCUUCCUGCGAGCAGCGCGGGCGGGGAACAUCGACAAGGUGCUGGAGUACCUGAAAGGUGGUGUGGACAUCAGCACCUGCAACCAGAAUGGGCUCAAUGCCCUGCACCUGGCUGCCAAGGAGGGCCAUGUGGAGCUUGUCCAGGAGCUACUGGACAGGGGAUCUGCGGUGGAUUCAGCCACUAAGAAAGGAAACACAGCCCUCCACAUUGCCUCCCUGGCAGGACAAGGUGACGUGGUCAAGAUUCUGGUUAAGCGGGGCGCUGAUAUCAAUGCGCAGUCGCAGAAUGGCUUCACCCCGCUGUACAUGGCUGCCCAGGAGAACCACCUGAACGUGGUGCGAUAUCUGCUGGAGAACGGCGCCAACCAGAGUACCGCUACUGAGGAUGGCUUCACCCCCCUAGCCAUAGCCCUCCAGCAAGGCCACAACCAGGUGGUGUCCAUCCUGCUGGAGAACGACACCAAGGGCAAAGUGCGGCUGCCCGCCCUGCAUAUCGCUGCCCGCAAGGAUGACACCAAGUCCGCCGCCCUCCUGCUACAGAAUGACCACAACGCAGACGUGCAGUCCAAGAUGAUGGUCAAUAGGACUACUGAGAAUGGAAAGAGCGGGUUCACCCCGCUGCACAUCGCCGCUCACUACGGCAACGUCAACGUGGCCACGCUGCUGCUGAACCGAGGGGCCGCUGUCGACUUCACCGCCCGGAACGGGAUCACUCCCCUGCACGUGGCCUCCAAGCGAGGAAAUGCCAACAUGGUGCGCCUCCUGCUGGACCGAGGAGCCCAGAUCGACGCCAAGACCCGGGAUGGCCUCACCCCACUGCACUGCGCGGCCCGCAGUGGGCACGAUCCAGCUGUGGAGCUGCUCCUGGAGAGAGGGGCACCCAUGCUAGCCAGGACCAAGAAUGGGCUGUCUCCCUUGCACAUGGCAGCCCAGGGAGACCAUGUCGAGUGUGUCAAGCACCUGUUGCAGCACAAGGCGCCGGUGGAUGAUGUCACAUUGGACUACCUGACAGCACUGCACGUGGCAGCACACUGCGGCCACUACCGUGUCACCAAGCUGCUGCUGGACAAGCGGGCCAACCCCAACGCCCGCGCCCUGAAUGGCUUCACCCCCCUGCACAUUGCCUGUAAAAAGAAUCGUGUGAAGGUGAUGGAGCUGCUUGUGAAAUACGGAGCCUCCAUCCAGGCUAUCACAGAGUCGGGCCUCACCCCCAUCCACGUGGCAGCUUUCAUGGGCCACCUGAACAUCGUCCUGCUGCUGCUGCAGAACGGAGCCUCGCCGGACGUUAGCAACAUUCGUGGUGAAACAGCACUGCACAUGGCAGCUCGGGCUGGACAGGUGGAGGUGGUCCGGUGUCUCCUGAGGAAUGGAGCGUUGGUGGAUGCCAGGGCCAGGGAGGACCAGACCCCCCUGCACAUCGCCUCCCGCCUGGGGAAGACGGAGAUCGUGCAGCUACUUCUCCAGCACAUGGCCCACCCAGAUGCUGCCACCUCCAACGGCUAUACGCCCUUGCACAUCUCCGCCCGCGAGGGCCAAGUGGACGUGGCCGCCGUGCUGCUGGAGGCGGGGGCCUCGCACUCACUAGCAACCAAGAAAGGCUUCACUCCUCUUCAUGUGGCCGCAAAGUAUGGCAGCCUGGAUGUGGCCAAACUCCUGCUGCAGCGCCGGGCCCCGCCGGACUCCUCCGGGAAGAACGGCCUCACGCCACUCCAUGUCGCCGCUCAUUAUGAUAACCAGAAGGUGGCGCUCCUGCUUUUGGACAAAGGGGCUUCCCCUCACGGCGCAGCCAAGAACGGAUACACUCCCCUGCACAUCGCCGCCAAGAAGAACCAGAUGGACAUCGCCAGCACUCUGCUGAACUACGGCGCCCAGCCCAACAUCCUGACCAAGCAGGGCGUCACCCCCCUGCACCUGGCCGCCCAGGAGGGUCACGGCAACAUGGCUGACUUGUUGCUGCAGAAGGGCACCGGCGUCAACGUGGCCACCAAGAGCGGCCUGACGUCCCUCCAUCUCGCGGCUCAGGAGGAUAAGGUGAACGUGGCCGAAAUCCUGACAAAGCACGGGGCGAACCUGGACCAGCAGACCAAGCUGGGAUACACUCCGCUCAUCGUGGCGUGUCACUAUGGAAACGCCAAGAUGGUGAACUUCCUGCUGCAGCAGGGAGCCAACGUCAAUGGCAAGACCAAGAAUGGUUACACCCCCCUGCACCAGGCUGCUCAGCAAGGAAACACUCACAUCAUCAAUGUCCUGCUUCAGCAUGGAGCCCAGCCCAACACAACCACCAUGAACGGCAACACGGCUCUGGCCAUCGCCCGUCGCCUGGGCUACAUCUCAGUGGUGGACACGCUGAAGGUCGUCACCGAGGAGACCAUCACCACGACAACCACGGUGACAGAGAAACAUAGGCUAAAUGUGCCAGAGACCAUGACAGAGGUCUUGGACGUAUCGGACGAGGAAGUGCACAGACAGUUUGAUGAGGAGCCCCUCACUGAUGAUUCCAUGGAACUGGAAGGCAGCCAAUACAAUAUUGACGUCAGAUCCUCGCUGUUUCUCUACAGUGACGACACCAUGACUGGUGAUGGGGGUGAGUAUUUGAGGGCGGAGGACCUCAAGGAGCUGGGGGACGACUCGCUGCCGGGGCAGUACCUGGACGGCAUGAACUACAUGCGCUUCAACCUGGAAGCGGGGCGCUCCGAUAGUUCCGACAGGUCGCACACCCCCAGUCAGCACGGCUACUACUCGCCGCGGCACGGCAUGGUGGAGGACAUGAUCGGCAGCCAUCAGAUGUCCACUCUCGGCAGAGACAUAGAGAAGGACGUGUACCGCCUGGGCUGGGCUGCUGACAACCUGGACAACGUGGCACUUUCCUCCAGCCCUGUCCACUCCGGCCGUUCCUCUCCGUGCCUUGAUCAUGACAACAGCAGCUUCCUGGUCAGCUUCAUGGUGGACGCGAGAGGUGGAGCCAUGCGGGGGUGCCGCCAGAACGGCCUGCGCAUUAUCAUCCCUCCACGCAAGUGCAGUGCCCCCACGCGGGUCACCUGCCGGCUGGUGAAACGGCACCGACUGGCCACCAUGCCACCCAUGGUGGAGGGGGAGGGCCUGGCCAGCCGGCUCAUCGAGGUGGGCCCGUCUGGAGCACAGUUCCUAGGUAAACUGCAUCUGCCCACUGCGCCCCCCCCUCUGAACGAGGGCGAGAGUUUGGUUAGCCGAAUCCUCCAGCUCGGGCCUCCCGGAACCAAAUUCCUUGGGCCGGUGGUCGUGGAGAUCCCGCACUUCGCGGCCCUGCGGGGGAGGGAGCGGGAGCUGGUCAUCCUGCGCAGUGAGACUGGGGAGAGCUGGAAGGAGCACCACUGCGAGUACACGGAGGAGGAGCUCAAUGAGAUACUCAACGGCACGGAUGAAGAGCUGGACUCCCCCGAGGAGCUGGAGAGGAAACGGCUCUGCCGCAUCAUCACCCGCGACUUCCCACAGUACUUUGCUGUGGUGUCCCGCAUCAAGCAGGACAGCCACCUGAUUGGGCCGGAGGGUGGCGUGCUGAGCAGCACCGUGGUCCCUCAGGUCCAAGCCGUCUUCCCUGAGGGCGCCCUCACCAAGAGGAUUCGGGUCGGCCUGCAGGCCCAGCCUGUAAACACAGACCUGAUCAGGAAGAUCAUGGGGAACAAGGCCACCUUUAGCCCCAUCGUCACCCUGGAGCCACGGCGACGGAAAUUCCACAAGCCCAUCACCAUGACAAUCCCUGUCCCCAAGAGCUCAGCUGACACUAUGACGAACGGCUUCGGAGGGGACACGCCCACUCUGCGACUACUCUGCAGCAUCACAGGUGGGACGACACCAGCACAGUGGGAGGACAUAACUGGAACCACGCCCCUUACCUUCGUCAAUGAAUGUGUCUCCUUUACCACGAACGUGUCAGCUAGGUUCUGGCUGAUUGACUGCAGACAGAUCCAGGAGUCUGUGACCUUCUGCACUCAGGUGUACAGGGAGAUCAUAUGCGUCCCCUACAUGGCCAAGUUUGUCAUCUUCGCCAAGACACACGACCCCAUCGAGGCUCGCCUCCGCUGCUUCUGCAUGACGGAUGACAAGAUGGACAAGACCCUCGAGCAGCAGGAGAACUUCACAGAGGUGGCCCGCAGCCGAGAUGUGGAGGUACUAGAGGGAAAGCCCAUCUAUGCAGACUGCUUCGGGAACCUGGUCCCGCUGACUAAGAGCGGCCAGCACCACCUCUUCAGCUUCUUUGCCUUCAAGGAGAACCGGCUUGCUCUCUUCAUUAAGGUUCGAGACAACACGCAGGAGCCGUGCGGUCGCUUGUCCUUCAUGAAGGAACCCAGGUCGUACAGGAGCACAGUUCACAGUGCCAUAUGCAACCUGAACAUCACGCUACCCGUGUACAACAAGGAAUCAGAUUCAGACCAGGACCCAGAAGAAGAGACCAACAGGACACAUGAUAAAUACGACGAAGAGACGGAAUCCACCGAAACUUCUGUUCUGAAAACACACUUGAUUAGAGAUUCUCCUGCACUUGCUAGCCCGGACUUGCUAUCUGAGGUGUCUGAGAUGAAACAAGACUUGAUAAAAAUGACAGCCAUCUUAACCACUGAUUCCACAGAGAAAUCUAGCCCCAUUGAAGGGGGAAUGCUUGUAAAAGGUGCAGAAGAAGAGCCAGGAGAGCCUUUUGAGAUUGUUGAGAAAGUCAAAGAAGAUUUGGAGAAAGUGAGUGAAAUACUGAGAAGUGGGACAUACUCAGGUAAGGUGGCAGAGGCAGCUGAAAGAGCUGAAAGAGCUGAAAGCCACUCGGUCAUUAAGGACGAAGAGUGGGUUUACCUCAGCGACGGUGAAAUUGAGGAAGCCAAGCAAAUGGCUGCUUUAGUUCAGGAGCCACUGUUACAGGAGGUGACAACUGAAAGAGCUUCAAGCUCAAAGACCAGACAAGGAAAGGGACAUCUUCCUGGAGCAUCUAAGGCCAGUGCUGCUUCAAAUGUAGUCCAAGAGAAGUCUCGUGCAGUUGCUGUGAGUAGAUUUGGGAAGAAAGAUGCCCCUCGAGGGCUGGACAGUAAAAAAUCACCUGCUGAGAUAAAAAAGCCAGCAAGAAGGAAAUUAAAGGAUGAUAAAAGUAAGGAAAAACCUCAGGCCACUGAUUCUGGAUCAAAGAUAGUCAGGGAAAGUUCCGAAGAGUCCGUUAAUGGAGAUGCUCACUUAAGUGCUCCCAGAGCUUCGUCUCAGGGGCCAGUGUCACCAGGUGUGGAAGAGACCCCCAUCGGGUCGAUAAAAGACAAAGUGAAAGCCCUUCAGCAGAAGGUUGAAGAGGAGCAGAAAGGGCGUAAGCAAACACGCAGUAAGCCUUCUCAGCUGCGUGUUGAGAGCAAAUUGCCGCAACUUAAAAAGGAAGCCGUUAAAACACACCAGGCACCUCCAAAGUCUCCCAAAUCUGAAACCGAAAGGCUAGAAGAGACCAUGUCUGUACGUGAGUUAAUGAGAGCCUUUCAGACAGGACAGGACCCUUCAAAGAGAAAGUCUGGCCUUUUUGAGCAUAAGAUAUCCACCUCAAAAACUGAAAAAUCUACUUCAAAAGUUACAGGAGCAUCACCCUCCAUUUCAUCCAAAGACAGUAAACAAGUAAAGGUGACUCGUCACUCUCAGGGACGGGAAGUAUCUCUGGAUACCAUACAGUCCAGCAAGUCAAUCAAAGAAAGAGACACACGAAGAACCCCGGACAAGAAACAUGCCAAAGAUUCUAGUGCCAGUAUCAAAUCAGAAUCGGGGGACAAUGCAGAGAAUCAGCAGGUCAGAAAAACACAAGCAGAAGCAAUAGUAGAUGUUUCAGCAGCAGCUGCAGAUUCUGCCACUCAGCCUGGCCUGGCUAUUACUUUCCCUUCAGUAAAUAAAGAAGAAGGCCUCCUCCCAGAUGUUGUUCAAAACACAGCUCUUGAUGACAGUUCCGAUAGCCUUAAACAUGAGGGUGCGGCAGACUCUCCCAGCGCCAGCUUGGGUGACGGUACCCCUCAGAUGAGCUCUGAAGAGAGUUACAAACAUGAAGGCUUAGCAGAGACCCCAGAAACAAGUCCAGACAGCUUGCCUUUUUCACCCAAGAAAACUGACCAAUCUAUACUGGAGAGAGCCACAAAAAAUGCAGCAGCUCUUCAAGGGUCUACUCCAAAAGACAAGUCUAAAUGUUCAGUCAUUGAAUCCAGUGCUGGAGACUCUGUGGCUGUGUUGUUUGAUGGUCACAAGCCAACCGGAGCACCUCUCACUGCAGCAAGCUCUGAAGAGGCAGACAGUCGGAAAACAAGUGAGUCUGUGUCCACUCUUACUUGUGAGGCAGUGAACUUAGCAGAGGACCAUGUUAAAAAGGAAAGGGUCUUGGAAAUAUGCAAUGUGCUUGAUCCGUCACAGCUUUCAACGAGAAUCUCUAAAACGAUAGACAGCAUUGCAGACAUCAAGGAGGCCCCUCACAGCCAGAGAUCUUCAGUGUCCACUGGUUCAGUGACUAAUACGCCUUCUGCACAGAGUCAUAGCAACUUAGAUCUGCCUCUUAAACAAGAGGACUCAGAGACCCCCAGUCCUUUAGCUGAUGACUCCAUGACUAUUAGUCACAAGGAUUCUUUGGAGGCCAGUCCAGUCAUGGAGGAUAACUCCUCUCAUAAAACCCCAGAUUCCAUCGAACCAAGCCCAACAAAGGAAUCGCCAUGCCGUGACUCUUUAGAGAGCAGUCCUGUAGAACAGAAAACCGAAACUGGUUUCCUCCCAGUGGGAGGGAGAUCUACUGAACAAGCUGUAUUUGCCAAGACCGACCUUCCCCCUGACCCAGUUCGUAGUCGACUUCUCAGAGACCCGGAGGGCAGUGCCGAUGAUGACAGUUUUGAGCAGACAUCACAAAUGGAAAGUUCGGGUAAGAGCCCCCUCUCGCCGGACACCCCAAGCUCUGAAGAGGUAAGUUAUGAGGUCAAUCCCAAAACACCGGACAUGCAGUUGUUGUCUAUUCCCUCAAAGCCACCUGCCAUUCCUGAAGACGUGGAGGAAGAUGAAUCGGAAAAUAGUGAGCCCCCCAAAAAAAUCACACCAGAGGAAGAAAUGUUUAAAAUGGCUGCCAAAAUUAAAACUUUUGAUGAAAUGGAACAGGAUGCUAAAACCAAAAAGGAUGGCCAAAAAGAUUCUUCAGUACUAUCUGAGGCUGGAGAUGAUAGCAUCAAAUCAAUAAGAGUAGCCUCCACUGAUGAGAAAUGCUCAGAAGGUGAACCAGUGUUUACCAGAUCCAAGCAGGACUCAGAAAUAGAUCUUUAUGUUGAACACAUUAAUAAAGUACGACCUCCUUCUCCUUUUUCAGCAGGUUUGCAUGAGAGCUGUGCAGAAGCAGAAAAAGAACCAGGACAGGGACCUCAUCUUGUCUCAGAACCGAUAUCAAAAUUCUUUCGAGCUAUAGAAGACCAAAUCACUCAGGCGUCAUCUGUUGGAAUCCAAGGCUCUCAUAUGAAAUCAACAACAGGGUCCAUCAAUGGCCCCGCAAAUAUUACAGAUGAGCAAAAGGAAGAGUGCUUGAGAAAGUCCAGAGAAAGCACUGCAGUUGAUUCAAAGGGGGCAGACGUGUCCUGUUCCUCUAGUGUGGCUGUGAUAGAUGAGAACGUAGAAAGCAAUGCAACAGAUGAAAUAAAAGGUGAACAUAUGAAACUUUCAGGGGCACCAGAGACGGACACAGAUAAGCAUUCCCAUACUCAUUUGUCCUCUACCGAUACAGUAUGUACGCACGAACAACUCAAACCCGAAAUCUGCAUUUAUGAUGACACUGAAGAAGACAAAGGUGAAGAGGAGCAAGAGCCAAAAACAGAAUCUAAGGGUGUCACUGCAAGAACCAAGAAAGAUGCAGACUCCUGGAGCGCCAUGAGAGAGGAUGACGAUGCCUUUGCAGCUCGUGUAAAGGAAGAAGAGCAGAAGAUUCUAGGUUUGAUGGUGGACAGACAGUCACAAGGUGCAACACCAGAUACAACUCCUGGAAGGACCCCAACAGAAGAAGGAACACCAACCAGUGAACCAAACCCUUUUCUAUUCCAAGAAGGGAAGCUGUUUGAGAUGACCAGAAGUGGUGCGAUUGAUAUGACUAAGCGGAACUAUGAAGAAGAAGAAGGCGGCUUCGGUUUUUUCCAGAUAGGUGAGCAACUGUCAGAAAAUGUCCUCUUGGGUGAGGCAAAAGAAGAUCCUCUUGAUUGUGAGGCUGCUGAAGAUGAAAACAGAGUAGCUAUUAAUCUGUCGUUGCAAAUGAAGGUUGAUGAAGAUGAGAAACAAACAGGUGUUUCAACUGAGGCCAUUAAUUGUGCAACAAUAGAAGAUGAUGAAGUGGGUGGUGAGCAGACAGCAGCCAUGAAAUCAGAAACAAAAUCCAGAAUUCCUAUAAAAAUGGGAGUUUCUGCUUCAGCUAAGACUGCAAAGAAAGAUUCAACAACUGAAGAGAUGGUAGAAGUCCAUCCUGAGAAAAUAUCUAGUGAGAGUGCAACAGAAGCAGAUCCUAGCUCCCCAGACUCAACCUUAGACAGCAACCAGACAGGUUAUUCGACUAUCACCAGAUCAGUUUACUCUGAACAGGAUGCAGAGUCUUCAGACUCUUCCCCUGAGGACCAGCACUCGGUCAUUGAGCUCCAGAAUCAGGUAAAAAAGUUUCCAGCUCCUUCUGCUGGCUCUGAAGGCACAAAGGAUGCCUCCCCAGCUCCCUCUCAAAAAGCAGCUCACUCUCAAACUCAGGCUUCUUCCACUCUUACGAAGGAGAUUCCCUCGGUGAUAGAGGAAACAAAACCUAAAUCCAGAAUACCAGUAAAAGCCAGCUUACUGAAGUCUGAGUGUGGUUCUGACCCCUCAGUUCGGCAUGCAGAAUCCAUCAAAGACAAAAAAUGUAAAUUGCCUGUAAAAUCAGAACCAAGAAGUAAAUCUGAGACAGAUGCAGGUCCCUCUGGGGAUGCCAAAACCACAAGGUCUUCUAAAGUGAAGAGUUAUUGUGAAGCAGAUUCCUCUAAGGAAUCUGCCAAAAAGGACACUAUGAGUCGGUCAGAGAGUGUGGAUUCCUCAACUAAACCCAAGACCUUCUAUUCCAGGCUUCCUGUUAAGAGUAAGCCUGGACAAAGUGUCCACACAUCAAACCCAGCCAAUCAGAACGAUGAGCAGUUCCUUGAGAUGUAUCGCCAUUCUAUUGAGUUUUUUGAGGAGAUAAGUGAUGAGGCCACAAAGCUAGUUGAAAGGCUAGCGCAAGCUGAGAAAGAGCAAGAGGCUGCAGUUUCAGAUGAUGAGAGCAGUACCUUAGAUGCCUCUGUAAUAGAGAGUGAGAGUUUUCCUGAAAUGCAGUUCCCUCCCCCCGAAGACGUCUUUGACGUGAGACCUCACUGGGAUGAUUCUGUCGAGACACAGAUGCAGCGAAUGCCCAUCGAAAAUGUCCAAGAUCGAAGUCAAGUAGAUCCACAGGAGGAUAUGGAAAGGAAGAAGGAGCGGUUGGCUAUCAUUGCUGACCACUUAGGCUUCAGCUGGACGGAACUGGCCCAGGAGCUGGAGUUCACUGAAGAUCAGAUCCAUCAGAUUAGAGCUGAGAACCCCAACUCUCUGCAAGACCAAAGUCAUGCUCUGCUGAAGUACUGGAUGGACAGGGGUGGAGAUGAGGCCACAGAGAGCAUCCUGAUUAAAAAGCUAACUAAGAUCAACAGAAUGGACAUUGUGCAUCUUUUUGAAACAAAAAUCAAGUACAAUUUGGAGCAAUCUUCACGGACCUAUGAGGACAUUGAGAAGACCAUUGCACUGGAUCACAGUGAAAGUUUCUCUGCACUGCAUGAGGACAUUGACAGUCCCAGAACUGUCAGGCGGGUGGAGACAUUGUCCAGACAGCAAGGGUUUGGCCAGCCUCCUCCCAUGGUGUCACAGGAGGACCUUUCUGCCAGCAUCUCCUCUCUUCAUGAGACCACACCGCGUGUAGAUCCCAGCAAGGGACCUGACCAGCAGGGGAAAUGUGACCUACAGAAGGAGCAAGAAAUUACAUUGGCAGAUUACAGCGCUACUAUAUUCUCAUCUGAAAAUGUCAAGGAAGCAUUGGCUCAUCGGGGAACAACCAAACAAGUUCCACCAAAAACAAGCAUGGAAAAGCACUUAGUUUCUGAAUCGAGAGAAACAACGUGUGAUUUUUAUAAUACUCAGAGUCAAGUUCAGGCUUUCUCUACUCAGUUAACUAGAAACCCUCCGUGUCCAAUAAAACAGACUAUUUCAGAGUCCACUCUGAGUUUGCCUGGUCAACAGAGUCAAAUCUCUUCUAAGCUUAGAAGUCCUUCUGAAUCCCAGUUAAGAAUAUUAGGUCCCUUUCAGUUCGGUCUCCUAGACCCUUUUUCAACAUUGAAGACGCACAGAAUGAUAAGUCCUAAUUUAGGGGGAUCCAAUCUUCCAAUCAGUUCAGAUGAGUCUGAUUCAGAAAAGGUACCUGCAUUUUGUAGAUCAUCUGGCGAAUUGAGAUCAUUGUCUCCUGGAUCCAGUAGGUCUUCCUUUGAAUUUGAUCUAAAGAAGGGUGAUUUACAGUUACCUCAUACUUCUUACCCAUCCUCCAAAUUAACUCCUGAAUCAUAUGCAGUGCAUUUACUUGAAAAGGGUCAAGAUCUCACAAUAUUGUCUGAAGUAUCUGGUGAAUCGAAACAACAACCAGUGUGUGGCUUCCCCCACCAAGUGUACUCAGAGACUGCAGCCGGUGAUAUUGGAUCCUUUAGGGAAUCAGAAAAGUUUAGUCAUGAGCACAGAUCACUGGACUCUCCCAGUUCACUGGAAUCUCCUGAAACUAAAGCCUCCACCAGCACUGUAGAAGAAGAAAGCCUUGCAAGAGAAGCGGAUGUGAGUUUCCAUGGCCUAACUGAGCAUGAGACACCGGUCCUCCAACAGAGGCUCAAGGGUUUUUCCACAGAGGAACCCUACCAUGACUCAAGCUCGGAGUAUUAUGACUGUAAGCAGGGCUUGUCAGAUUUUUCUGAGCCUGAAGCUGAUGAGCUAAGAAGUGUACCAGAUUUACCUUACUACAUUGAAGAACCAGUCUCCUGCCCUAGCAGUCCUGACUACCCAGAAGAGAGCCCAGUGUUACAACUGAAGCCCACACAGAGCUUUGAUCACUUUCACCAAGAAAGCGAAGAUUACCAGUUUACCCCCAUUGUCUUUGGGCCAGCUGAGGUGGCCUGGAGCCAAGAGGAACAUGGGAAAGAGGAGGCCUUGCCUUCUCGUAAGGGCACUGUUUCUGUUGUAGAAGCUCCAGAAGAGCUUCCAGUGAGAGAAAAGAUUCAAUAUGAGGAUGAAGAUGAUUUUCUAGGCAGGGAAAUAUCACAGGAACUUGGUGUGCUGUCAGAUAGCUCGGAAGAGGAAGUGCUGACCACCAGGGUGGUUCGGCGCAGAGUAAUCAUUCAGGGAGACGACGUGCCAGAAAUAUCGGCGGAGGGAGUAACAGAGGAGCAGUACAUCGAUGAGCAUGGGAACAUGGUCACCAAAAAGGUAAGCAGGAAGAUCAUCCGGAAGUAUGUGUCAGCGGACGGUGUGGAGCGGCAGGAGGUGAUAACGCAGGGGUCGCAGGAAGAGCCCAUCAGCAUUGAGGAAGGACAAGGCUAUUCGAAGGUGGUGAAGAGGACUGUGCUGAAAAGCGACGGAGGCCAGACUGAGGUCACCUUCUCCGAGCCCUUGGCACUGGCCGGGGCUACAGCCUCGGAGUUCGAGGCCGAGCCCGUGCAGGGCCGAAAGGUCAGCCAGGUGGUGAAGACCACGGUGCUCCAAGGGGAGAGGAUGGAGAAGCAGCUAGGGGACCCCACGCUGGCUGCCGGUCUGCCCUCAGCCAAAGACGACUUUGAACAGGCUCUGAGUUAUGUGGGCAGCUUUGGAACGAUGUACCUCCCACGUUUAGUAGAGCAGGAGAUUGUCAAAGACGACGGAUCGGUCAUCAAAAGGACCCGGAUGCAUAAGGCACACACGCUGAAGAGGACUGUGGUGAGGGGCGCCCAGGGCAAGCAGGUCCACCUGGAGCAGCUGGACAGUGUCCCCCAGGCCCUGCCGCCCGGCGAGCUCCAGCGGCACCUGCAGCAGCUGCUCCGCCACUACUGCACCGACGAGGAGGUGGAGAACGAGCAGGAGGAGGAGGAGCUGAAGGGGGACGAUGAGGAGGAGUGAUCCUGGCCCUGCCCAGCCACUCCCCCCCUUCUCAUUGUCCCGUACUGCCCCGCCCCAGACUGUGUAUAUAGCUGACCCCCCCUCAGUAUCCGCCUGGAAGGUAACGGCUCCUUUCCCCCCAUCUGACUCAUGGACCUUUUCCUUUUCCCCCCUCCUUCAAUCUUCACGUUUGAGUUGUCGUGCUCUUUUUGUGACCAAAGAUAGCUCCUGACUUUGGAAGGUUUUUUUUUAUUUAUUUUUUUUUAAACUUUAUUUUAAUUAUGUAGUUUUUUGGGUUGCAGUGGUUUAAAAAAAAAAGCAAGAAAAUCAUGCACACCAACAGGGGGGGGGGGGGGGGAAACACCACGAUAACCAGCAAGAGGUUAAUCGCCAUCCUUGCCCACAGGCCUCUUCGCUCGAGGACUUCUUGUAAACAGUGUAUAUAUGAGCUACAUGCUUGGAUUCACCGGGAAGUUCACUACACUGCCUUCUGUAUCUACGCAGCCACACACAAAAAAAGGAGGGGGAAGUACUCAUCUGCUCACCCUUUAUUCCCUGCAGUCAGAGGGCAGGACCUUGACACCCUGCCAUGUGCACCGAGCCCCUUUCCAAGCUGUCCGAUGAGAAGGGUUGUUGCUAUGGUGCGUUUCGUCAUUGUGGACCUGUGCUUUUGCAGAGGGUAACAUCACUGCUCCCGUGGCUGACAGAGCCCCCGCCGCAUCCCAGUCCCGGGGGGCCGAUUCGUCUUCUCAUCGUGGUCCUCUGCGGCUGUCCCAUUCUGCAUGCUCUCACAGAAGCACGUCCUUUUUUUGUGUGUGAUCAGGUUUCGCCUUUGUGGUGGUCUGUGAGCCCGUCCUGUCACGUAAGCCCGAAGCCAUUUCGUGUCUCUCUGCUUUCGCCGGUGUCUCCAUGGCACCGACAGAGAGAGAGAGAGAGAGAGAGACAGCUGUAUCUCCAGCUGCACUCCUCUUGGUCUGCAGUCGUCACUCAGACUUCACGUAUCCUCCUUCGCUUGGUGUUAAGUGCAGCACCCCCGUCCUCCUCAUGGCUUGUUCGGUUGAUCAGUAGCACACAAACUAUGCAGCUUUGAGUCAAAGGUCAUUUGUGGAGCAGCCCGUGGAGUUUUUGCGGCAAGCGGAGUGGGAGGCAAGGCCAUCAACAACAUUCCUGACUUUGCAGGAGCCAAGUUCAUCGUGUGAGCCAGUGCUGUGACUCUCCUCAGAGGUGAUCAGGUCCCGGCCCCUUUUUGAUCUGAAACACAGUGGCUUUUCUACGUCUUUAACACGUGAAUAGUACUGAUGUUGCCACUGCACAACAGCAUGACAGAUAGGUUUUUACCAGCCUCAUAACUAUGUGUUUUAGAUUUGCCGUCUUUCUAGAAAUAUCUUAACUGUGCUGCCACCCCUAGAAUAGCUGCAAAAAUUAGUGCUUAAAUUUGUACAAAAUCACAUCGUUAGAGCAAUUAUAGUGGCCUGACAUGUAACAUACCGACUGACUGGCAAUGCACUACAUAUAGAGUGUAAUGGCUUGUAAGGCAACAUCUGAGCUGUCGACUCCAGAGAAAGGAAGGGCGGCAUACUGGCAGAUGUGUUUGUGCAGCCAAGUCCUAUGAUCACUUCCAAUUCAUUCCCAUAUUGUAAUAGCAUUUCAAUUGGCAGGCUUCACUGUGCCUUGUAAUCUUAGUAACUAAUUGAAAUUGUCUUGGAAGCUAUAUAACCAAAGGCAAUAUCCCUCAUUCUCCUUGACAGGACCGUAGGCAUGCAGCUCACCUGAUGAACUUUGCUCAAGCAAUGUCAUUCCUGCCCUGAGAAGUGUAUGCAUUUGACAGCAGAAAUGCCAAAUCCACUGUUCUGCACUGUGUCAACCAGAGAAAGGGUUCCGCUGUGACCCUUUGAUGUGCCCACUGUUCAUCUGAAAGGAGGUGCAGGGUUAGUGCUGAGGGGCACCCGACUGCCAAGGGAGGAUUGGCAAUUCCAGGGGGGGGGGGGGGGUUUCCAAGCAGACUGCAACCAUAGUGAAUGAGUGUGUGGGUGUGGUCUGGGCAAGGUGCACAGUGUCUGUGGUGUGCUGACUAUAUAUCCAUGUAAUGAUAUUAUGGUUUUAUUUCCCCACAUAACUGUUUAAGUGUAAUCAAACAAGCUACUGAGAGGUGUCCACAGUUGAUGAAUGAGCAUCUUGUUUCUAUGGUGUAAACUAUAUCCACAACAACUAUUUAUGAGGGCAUGUAUUAGUAAUUCAACAGAACAUGUAAACCACUAACAAGGCAUAGUCACUGCAGACUGAAUAAAGUGUUGUAUGUAAAACAAA